This is a messenger RNA of Saprolegnia diclina VS20, 1491 nucleotides long. RefSeq lists its product as hypothetical. The transcript has a single exon. Bases 75 to 1439 code for a protein of 454 amino acids. Gene Ontology annotation, cellular component: plasma membrane. Lineage: Eukaryota; Oomycota; Saprolegniomycetes; Saprolegniales; Saprolegniaceae. Gene Ontology annotation, biological process: nucleoside transmembrane transport. Gene Ontology annotation, molecular function: nucleoside transmembrane transporter activity. The record is from RefSeq and is a predicted model, not a curated record.
CUUCAACGUCGAAAAGGCUCCACCUCGACACGUUCGUCAUUCGACGACUCCACACGUAGAUCCCAGGCGCCACGAUGGAGACACCCGUGCCGCAGCAUAAGAACGCUAAGCUCCUCAGCGUCAACAGCGCCGCUGACGACCACGACGACAUUCCCGUGUCCGUGGCCGACAACAUCCAGGAGAACCGCCGCUUCAUUUGGUGGUCGCUCCUCUUCCUCAACGGGUCGUGUCUCUGGGCGUACUACUCGUGCUUGUCGGCGCAGUCGUACUACGAGUCGCGCUUUGCGUCGACGUCGUUCAAUUUUGCGUAUUUGACGACGCCCGUCACGACGUGGCCCAUGUUUGUGGGCCAUCUCGUACAAGUGGCGUUUGGCCUUGACAAGAAGCUCGGCAUGUGGAAUCGCGUACGUAUUGGCUAUGCACUCUACGCGAUCGCUGCGCUCGUCAUCAUUCUCCAAAACGUCUUGGACGUGGCGCCGCAGACGGGCGCGACCAUCGUGCUUCUCAUGUUUGGGCUCAUUGGGCUCACCAACUCGCUGACAGAGGCAGGCUUUUACGCGCUCUCGGCGCUCUUUCCCGAAGCAUCGUUCACAAACGCGAUCCAGAUGGGCAACGGCACGUCCGGUCUCAUCAACGUGACGCUCAACACACUCAUUCAGCUCGUCGUGGGCGGCAUCCACCCCGCGGCCAAAGACGCAGCCGACAUCCAAAAGAUCUCGUUCUACAUCUUCUUUAGCGUCUUCAUCCUCGUGUGCUUCCUCGCCGUCUACCUCUUUCACAAACUACUCCAGAUCCCCUCGGUGCAGUACCUCGUCGAGCGCAACGACAACGAGACGGCCCGACGCGCGGCCAACAAGGAAUCGCUGCCAGCGAUGUGGGCGCGCCUCCUGCGGAUCACGGGCGUCAUCAUGAUCCCGCUCACGUGUCAGUUUCUCAUAUUUCUGUGCUCACUCACGGCCUUUCCUGGCAUUGGCAUCACGGCCGGUUUUCAGCUCGCAGCGAAAUCCGGCGCCACGUGGGGCACUUGGUACAUCAACGGCGUGCUUCUAAGCUACAAUUAUGGCGACUUUUUCGGCCGGCUCCUCUCGCCGAAUUUGUACAAGUACUUUACGAUGCAAUCGUGCUUUCUCUGGACUAUUCUCCGCUGGGGUUUGUUUGUACUGCUCUUGCUCGGGCUCCCCGGCGGCGGCCAAAAUCCGCUCUUUGCCAUGGCGUCGGCCCACGACUUCAAUAUUUUUUGGAUGCUCUUUAUCAACUUUAUACUCGGGCUCUCAACAGGUGUCUUGAGUACGAUCACGUUCGGCCUUGGCCCGCGCCUCGUACCACAAGACGACCGCGAGUCGGCCGGGGCCAUCAUGUGCCUCGGGCUCUUCCUCGGCAUCUCGUCCGGCGCGACGAUCGGCUGGCAGUUUGGCAAGAACCACUGGCUCGGCGCCUAAGAGUUUGCUUGUGAGUUGGUGUAAUCAAUCUCACCUUUUCGAGAGUGCACAA